Messenger RNA from Pocillopora verrucosa, 4250 nucleotides. NCBI's taxonomy places the organism in Eukaryota, Metazoa, Cnidaria, Anthozoa, Scleractinia, Pocilloporidae. The record is from RefSeq and is a predicted model, not a curated record.
UUUAACUUUACAGGAAUUGUGUUUGAAUGGGAGAAAUCCCUUGAUUUAUUUUCGGCUUUUGACGAUUUUUAAAGUGCUAUUUCUACCAGUGUGUGGGCUAGGUGCUUGCUUAGUUUUCUUGACUGCGUGGGCUGAGGACGGAUCGAUCGAUACCAUUUGGGUAAUUGUAGCAAUCUUCUCUGUACUGGUAGGCCUAACAUGGAUGCAAUCCACAAGAAAGUGUUGGCUAGCAAGACAACUGUUAUCAUGAAUAGCAUUACCAGCCCAACACUGAUUGCCGCACAACUCGGCUCAGUUUUCUGCCCUUCAGAUAAAGAGGAAAUAAAGGCUACGGAAAACAGAUUGGGUUCCAUUCACGCGUCACAAACAUUGCUAAGUUUGUUGGAGAAGAGAGGACCGAAAGCUUUUGAUAAGUUUUUAACAGUCCUGAAAAAUCCAGACAAUCGUUUGACUCACUUAGCAGACGAACUCUUAGAAGCAGAGAGAGAACUGCGUGGAGAACAAGCUCCAGGACUGCCAACACCAGCAAGCCCUGAUACUCCUUCUGAAGAUGUAAACUUUGAUGAUCAACCUAAAGAAAAAAGAGAGGUGAACCCACCUUCUCUUGACUCAGGGUCUACAGAACAAUUCAGUCAUCAAGAAAGUGACAGUAGAUUGAAAAACUUGUACCAAGGCCAUGGCCAAGGUCAAGCUUUUGCUAGCAACCAGUCCUCCAGUGCUGAUAUGAAAAAUAAUGUGCUCAGUUUAGAUACACUUAUCAAAGACAUCCCCUACAAACUCCAGUUGCAGAUUGUGAAGUUAAUGGAUCCAUCAGAUGCCAAUCAUCAUGACUGGCGGGGGAUAGCCAGUGUAAUGAAUUUAAGUGCUGAUGAUGUAAGACAAUUAGAGAAUGCUCAAGACCAUGGAAAAAUGAAAGGACUGAUUGACAAGAUGAUUCAACUCAAAAAGAAUGUGAAUGAUCUCCUUGGUUGGUUAAGGAAUCCUAACGUAGCCAGAUGGGAUGUUAUUGAUGAAAUCAAAAAUUUUUCUUUCAAUAUUCCCCUUAAGUUUCUGUCACCUGAGACAGAAAGCUCAGAAGACCAAUCAUCAGAUUCAGCAAGUACUGUAACAUUUGGAGAAAGCUUUCUCCCAGAGCCAAAAUCUGAAUUGAAAGCAGUACCUAUACAAGAACACAGUCCAGAGCUUGAUGAAAAACCUGAUGCUCGAAUUCCAACACAAGAAGAGGAUUCUAAAGACUAUCAACAAAAACGUAACUGUAAGACAAGUGCUAAUCCAGUUCAUGAAACUCUCAGGAAAGGGUCCAAUUCUAAAUUGCAUGCAGUACCAGCACAAGAACAGAGUCAAGAGCCUGAUGAAAAACCUAAUGCUCAAAUUCCCACACAAGAAGAGGAAUCUGAAGGCUAUCAAAAGAAGGAUGGCAGUAAAAAUAAUUUGUCUACACCAACUCAGGAAGAAGGCAAAGAUGAAAAAGAAUUCGACAACAAAUCUGAUGAUCAGACGCCUACCCAAGAGGAACAAACCAAUAGUAUCUCUUCUGUUGAAGAUGACGAUGUGUUUGAAAAUUCAGAUGAUGGCAAAAAGGAAUUCCGUCCUCUCUUAAUAAGUUGCUGUGGAAAUGAGGAACAGGACCAUGAAAAAAAGCUAAGGGAGCUGCGUGAAAUCCUUGAAGAGUGUUGGGAGGAUACAGAUGUCCAAUUUAAAAAGAAGGUCAAAGAGCAAGAUUUGAGCAAAACAAUCCAUUCAUUUAUAAAAGCCAGUGAGUCUGGGGCAAGAAAAAGUGUUUACUUUGCUUAUUUGGUUGGACCCACAGUUCAGAUAAAUGGGGAAAACUACCUUCUUCCAAUUGAUCUAAAGAGUCCUUCCUCGCGAGCUGACCUUAUUCACAGUUCAUUGAAUAUCAACUGGCUGGUUAAGCAACUGAGCAAGAAAUAUAUGCAAGUAGUGAUAGUCGAUGGAGCUUAUGAGAAUCCUGUCGUGAAAGAUUGUUUAAAAUUAAAUGGAGUUCUACCAGGAUUGGCCCCGAUUCAGCCACCGCCAAAUGCAUUCAUUGCAUUCCCAUGCCACCCAGGAAUUGUAAGAAAAGGAGAAGAAGAACGACUAGCCUUCAUUACAAGCCUUGUAAAAAAGUUGGAAGGCGAACCAAACGUGAUGCUGGCAGAUCUUUUUGACCAAGUGAGAGCAGACUUAGAGCGCAAAUCUCUCAGUCCUUCAGUGGAAUUCUCCUUAAUCUCGUCUCCACUACCAAUCUGCAUCAAUUCGGAAGCAAGUCAAGAAAUUCAAGUAAAUUCUCCAGUUGAGAUGAAACGCCAUGCCAUAUUAGUUUCAAACUUCAGUGGGCCAACUGCUGAGGCGAGCACAGAUCGUUGUCUCAAGCGGGACCGUGAACAACUUCGAAUGGCCCUGUUAAAAUCUGGAUGGGAAUGUGAGGAUUUUUGUGACAAGUUUGCUAAGGAUGUCAAAGAAAAUCUAAGGAGGACAUUGACCAAGCUGGCUGAUGGUGAAAAGAAAGAAGUUAUGCUCUAUUUCAUGGGACACACCAAAAUGAUAAUAGACUGUAACUAUUUUUACGGAGGGGAUAUAGAGGCUCUUUUAGAAGAUCCAUACCGCUCGGGUGUAUCGCUUCAAUGGGUGUUGGAUCUCAUGUGUGAAAAAAUUCAUGGACCAAAACUAUUGGUAGUAGAUGACGUGGGCUCAAACCCCAACAACCCAGAAGAACUGGCGGAGAUGUCCGUACCUUUCGAUGUUAUGAUCAGUUUACCACGAAAAGACAGGCCGCGUGCAAGGAGUUUCACCAACAAUUUUGCGCGUCUGCUGGGUGAAAACUCAACGAAGUUGUCUUUGAAGGACAAGUUGGAAAAAGCUGCGAUGAAGGACCCUCACCGGCUCAACUCAAAUUUAUUAGAACCCAGAUAAGAUAGUUGCAUCAAAAAAAAAAUUUACAUAGUGUAGCUUUAAAAGCCAAUUUUUAUUAAUAUUUAUUGAAUUCACAGAGUGAAGUGGAGUAUGGUAGAGUAGAAUAUCGAUUGGACGCAUUUAACCACGAAGCAGUCAAAGUAUAAAAUAUUCUGAUUAUAAGCUGAUCCUCUCAUUGAUGAAAGCGAUGUUCUUGAAUUAUUUUGACGACUAGUUUUAAAUGUGCACUUUUAUGAAAGGUAGCGUGUGACAUUUAUAAUCAAUUCGCGAUGCGAUCAUAUUUAACUAAUCAUUUUAAGCCGAGCACGAAAGUUUUUGCCGCGUCAGCAAGUACUCACGUGUUAUCUUUCCCAAAGUGCAUUAUUGGCAGAAGCUGCCUUAAGUGACGCCUGUGUUUUAGCGAAUACAGAGGUUUAUCUUGGAAUAGCGAAAGCGGAAUGCACGAAAAUUAAGAUUCAGUAAAUUUAUUGUCUCGGAAUCAGCUUAGUUUCAUGCAUGGAAACUGAAAAUCAUCUUAUCUCAUAGUUAUAGGGGUACUUUUUUUUUUAAUUGUGCAGUUUCGUUGUUGUUUUUGAUUUUUAUAAUACUUCAAUUCAUAUUAAAAGGGGACAAUAUUGGUAACCUUUUCCAGUUCACUUGCAGAAAUAUACGUUUUGUUAAGCUGGGGAACUUAAUAGAAAGAAGGAACAUUAUAAUAUUUUAACAUACAUUUCUUCCCUUCCUUUGUAAUUUUCGUUAAGUGGAAGAAAACAGUUUUCAAUUAUUGCUUGCUGGAGUAGACAAACUCCACAUAGUCCUGAAUAGUCUGAGAUAGAACAAGAGUUUUUAAGGAUAGGUAAUAUUAAAACGGAUUGCAAACCUUGAUCUACUAAAGGCAGCCGGAAUGGUCAAUGUGAUUAGGGCAGUUUUUGAGUGUCGAUAACGAAAAGUUAAGUAAUUCCAGAACAAUAACCAUAACAUACAUAUGUUCCAGAAAUUCGUUUUCUGUGCGUGGUACUGUUUUCAGUUUCAUCCUUUGGGCUUUCAAUUCACAAAUGAUAAACUGAAUUCUUCCGCGGACCUUUUUUUAAUGAGCCUGACAGCCUCAUUAGGUGGCUAAUAAAAAAAAUCCGUUUAAUAGGGAAAACCAAAUGAAAUCGUUGGUUUUUUAUCAGGUUUGAUUUACGCAUCACAAUUUUUAUUUAGUCUACGAUUUACUGUUUCUCACGUGUUUGAAUUUUAAUUAUAUGCUCGAAACUGUGUUAAACAGUUUCUAUCAUGGGGGAUUACUAACCAGUAAACAUUACAAUUCCUUAGAACAUACCUUAUAAGAAUUAAACUGGCACAUCUUUAUCACA